Molecule: messenger RNA, 1203 nt
Organism: Lycium ferocissimum
Lineage: Eukaryota; Viridiplantae; Streptophyta; Magnoliopsida; Solanales; Solanaceae
Product: (R)-linalool synthase TPS5, chloroplastic-like
Exons: 5
Coding region: 61-930 (289 amino acids)
Molecular function (GO): terpene synthase activity; magnesium ion binding
Source: RefSeq, a predicted model, not a curated record
UAUCAAGAAGAUUUGAGAAUUCUGUCAAGGUGGUGGAAGAACUCAUGUCUUGCAGAAAAGAUGUCAUUUUCAAGGGAUAUACUGGUGGAGAAUUUUUUUUGGGCAGUUGGAAUAAUGUUUGAGCCUCAACACAGCUAUUUUCGGAGAAUGAUCACAAAGGUCAUUGUUUUUAUCUCAAUCAUAGAUGAUAUUUAUGAUAUUUAUGGCACUCUUGAUGAAUUGGAAGUCUUCACGGAUGCAAUUGAAAGAUGGGAUGCCAAAGCAAUGGAACAACUUCCAGACUACAUGAAAGUAUGUUAUUUUGCACUCUUCAAUACUAUCAACGAAGUAGCGUAUGACGUUCUCAAAGAUCAAGGGAUCGAUGUCUUGCCCUGCCUUACAAAAUCAUGGGCAGAUCUAUGCAAAUCAUACUUACAAGAAGCAAGAUGGUAUCACAAUGGAUAUAAGCCAAGUCUGGAAGAAUACAUGGAUAAUGCAUGGAUUUCAAUUGCAGCUCCUAUGGUAUUAGUCCAUGCUUUUUCCCUUGUCACCAAUCCAAUUACCAAAGAGGCAUUGGAUUCCUUAAGCAAUUAUCCUGACAUAAUUCGCUUCUCUGCUACAAUUUUUCGGUUUGCUGAUGAUUUGGAGACAUCAUCGGAUGAAUUGAAAAAAGGCGACGUUCCCAAGUCAAUUCAGUGUUACAUGAACGAAAAGGGUGCUUCCGAAGAAGAGGCAAGAGAACACAUUAGAGUUUUGAUAAAGGAGACAUGGGAAUCGAUGAACACAACUCAGAGGAAAAAUUCUCUAUUUUCUGAAACAUUUGUUGGAAUAGCAAAAGAUAUUGCAAGAACAGCACACUUCAUGUAUCUUCAUACCGAUGUUAAAAGUAGCAUCUCCAGAAUACUUUUUGAGCCUAUCACCAUUCCUAAUGUUCCAUUGGUUCCCAAGUAAUUUAUCCCAUGUAGCCCGCAGAGGUAGAUUCAAGACUUGAAGUUUAUUAGUUCAUGUAAGGGUCUCUCAAGUUAAUAUUUACUAUUAAUUGGCUUCACAGUCGAAUAUUUAUAGAUAUUUUCUAAUUUAGUAAAUUUCUUAACAUAUAUACAGAGUCUAUGCACAAUUUACUAAAUUUCCGUGAAUCUGUAUAUUGUACACAUGCUCCGCCACUAGUAUGUAUCCCGAUCGCUAAUCUUCUUCUCAUUAAUUUUAUUGAAGUGUUCUGUCUUA